AUGGAAGUUAAUCCGAAAAAAUGUAAGCUUAUAACGUUCACUAGAAGCAGAGUUGAGAUCGCACAUCUUUACACAGCUGAUAACACGGUACUUCAGAAAGUUGAAUCCAUUCGGGAUUUGGGUGUGAUUGUGGAUAAGUCUCUAAAUUUCAAGGAACAUCUUGCUGUAACCAUAACGAAGGUUAAAACAGUGCUGGGUUUUCGGGUAAGAAACACCAAAGGAUUCGCCGAUAUCACCACUCUGAAGGCAUUGUACUGCUCGCUCGUCCGCUGUGGUUUGGAGUACAACAUACAAGUAUGCACCAAACUCAAUCGGCGGUAUGAAACUUCUCGAAUUCAGUCCCUAAUCUACCAUGGAAUGAACCUCAGAGACUUCCACCUUACCAUGACCGAUGUGGGAUCCUGA
Molecule: messenger RNA, 405 nt
Organism: Uranotaenia lowii
Lineage: Eukaryota; Metazoa; Arthropoda; Insecta; Diptera; Culicidae
Exons: 1
Coding region: 1-405 (134 amino acids)
Source: RefSeq, a predicted model, not a curated record